UUACACGUCUUGGAGUGUAUGGUUCCUGCUCUUCAAAGAUUACUGUAUGACAGAGAUUGAUGAGGCGAUCCCGCAGCUCAAGUUCUAUGAGGAGAUAAAGGAAUAUGAGAAGCUGGACUCCGAAGAGGACCGCCAGUGUAGAAGCCGACAGAUUUAUGAUAAAUACAUCAUGAAAGAGCUGCUGUCCUGCUCCCAUCCCUUUUCAAAGAAAGCUGUAGACCACGUGCAAACUCACCUGGCCAAGAAGCAGGUGCCCCCCACGCUAUUUCAGCCGUACAUAGAAGAGAUCUGUGACAGUCUACGGGGGAAGAUAUUUCAGAAGUUCAUAGAGAGUGACAAAUUCACCCGCUUUUGCCAGUGGAAGAAUGUAGAGCUAAACAUCCAUUUAACGAUGAAUGACUUCAGUGUGCACCGGAUCAUUGGUCGAGGGGGCUUUGGGGAGGUGUAUGGCUGCCGGAAAGCAGACACUGGAAAAAUGUACGCCAUGAAGUGUCUGGACAAGAAGAGGAUCAAGAUGAAGCAGGGCGAGACACUGGCUCUGAACGAGAGGAUCAUGCUGUCCCUCGUCAGCACAGGGGACUGCCCCUUCAUCGUGUGCAUGACCUACGCCUUCCACACGCCGGACAAGCUGUGCUUCAUCCUCGACCUCAUGAACGGGGGGGACCUGCACUAUCACCUGUCCCAGCACGGGGUCUUCUCUGAGAAGGAGAUGAGGUUCUACGCAGCAGAGAUCAUCCUGGGGCUGGAGCACAUGCACAACCGAUUCGUGGUCUACCGGGACCUUAAGCCUGCGAACAUCCUGUUGGACGAGCACGGUCACGUCAGGAUAUCUGACCUGGGUCUGGCCUGUGAUUUCUCCAAGAAGAAGCCUCACGCCAGCGUCGGCACACACGGGUACAUGGCUCCAGAGGUGCUCCAGAAAGGCACGGCCUACGACAGCAGCGCCGACUGGUUCUCGCUCGGCUGCAUGCUCUUCAAGCUGCUGCGAGGUCACAGUCCUUUUCGGCAGCACAAAACCAAAGACAAGCAUGAGAUUGACCGCAUGACUCUCACAAUGAAUGUGGAGCUGCCGGACUCGUUUUCCCCGGAGUUGAAGUCUCAGCUGGAGGGCCUCCUGCAGCGGGAUGUGGCUAAGAGGCUGGGCUGCCUGGGCCGGGGAGCCCAUGAAGUGAAAGAGCACCCUUUCUUCAAAGGGAUUGACUGGCAGCAAGUCUAUUUACAGAAGUACCCUCCACCUUUGAUCCCUCCCCGAGGAGAGGUGAACGCUGCUGAUGCCUUUGACAUCGGCUCCUUCGACGAGGAAGACACCAAAGGCAUCAAGCUGCUGGACAGCGAUCAGGAGCUCUAUAAGAACUUCCCACUGGUGAUCUCGGAGCGCUGGCAGCAGGAAGUGGCGGAGACGGUGUACGAGGCAGUGAAUGCCGACACAGAAAAGAACGAGGCGAGGAAGCGUGCCAAGAACAAGCAGCUGGGCCACGAGGAGGAUCGCAGCAUCUUCAGAGAAUGA
Molecule: messenger RNA, 1507 nt
Organism: Polyodon spathula (Mississippi paddlefish)
Lineage: Eukaryota; Metazoa; Chordata; Actinopteri; Acipenseriformes; Polyodontidae
Product: beta-adrenergic receptor kinase 2
Exons: 18
Coding region: 47-1507 (486 amino acids)
Biological process (GO): regulation of signal transduction; G protein-coupled receptor signaling pathway; protein phosphorylation
Molecular function (GO): G protein-coupled receptor kinase activity; G protein-coupled receptor binding; ATP binding
Source: RefSeq, a predicted model, not a curated record